Molecule: messenger RNA, 1850 nt
Organism: Anopheles stephensi (Asian malaria mosquito)
Lineage: Eukaryota; Metazoa; Arthropoda; Insecta; Diptera; Culicidae
Gene: Snup
Product: snurportin-1
Exons: 1
Coding region: 136-1260 (374 amino acids)
Biological process (GO): snRNA import into nucleus
Cellular component (GO): cytoplasm; nucleus
Source: RefSeq, a predicted model, not a curated record
ACCUUGUGUGGGACGCACAUUUCAAAACAAAAACAUAAACAAAACACCCAACUGCAGCAAAACCGUGUAAAUUGUGUGGCUAAUUUUGUGUUGCUUGUAGUGCUUGUUGGAUUAUAACUACCCGCCCUCCACGCCAUGUCCGACACCGACGAACCCGCCUCGAAAUUUAUCGACCAGUACAAAAACUAUGGGCGAACCGAUGCCCUUCUGCAGGAGGAACGCCGACUCCGAUUGCUUGAGAAACAGAAACGAUGCCGCGAAAUCGAGCUGGAUGCCGGGCGUCCCGGGUUACUGGAGGAGCUCGAAACCGAACAGCAUCCGGACGAAUCCAUGGAGUGCCAACAGAGCCAAACAACCAAACGGCCAAAGAAUCGUGUCCGCAUCAUCACCUCCAAACUGUUCACGAACAAAGUGCAACUGUCCGAAUGGAUGCACGAGCGACCGGAUGACCUAGGCAGCUGGCUCGUACGACCGUGCCCCGUAGGCCAACGGUGUUUGCUAGUUUUUCGCCAACGAAUAGCCAUCGCGUUCAACAAACGGGGCCGUUCGAUUGCGGCAGUCCGAACGAAACAGAGGCUCCAUGACGCGAUCGUGCUCGACUGCAUCCUUGCGAACGAUCGCACCUUUUACAUACUUGACGCACUGGUGCUCGCCCAGGUCGAUCUGGUCAACUGCGACUGUCAGUUCCGGUUCGCCUGGAUCGAGUCAAAGUUCUACGAAAACCAUCUCAACUCGCUGCUCGAUACGAAAACGGCCCAAGGGAACGAUGGUUUCCGGCUCAGUUUGCUGCCUGCGUACGACUUAGCGCACCCCGAAUCGAUGCUAGCCUGCUGGUCCCACUAUCCGGCCUUUCCCGAUGGCACACCGAAGCUGGACGGGUAUCUAUUCUACCACAAGCAGUCGCACUACGUGUACGGCAAAACGCCACUCGUAGUGUGGUUGUUUGCGUUUAUGCUUAACGACGUGCUGAAGCUUCCGCCGGGCGUGGUAAAUGAGCAGCAUCUGUCCGACAAACCGGCCCGCUACACCGGCAACUACACGGAGUACAUCACAGAGUUCGAUCGUAUGCAAGCAAAGCGGAGAAGAAAACCGCGCGCCAAGCAAACCACACAGCGCAUGGACACGGCGACGAGUGACACGAUGGACCAGCCACCGGAUGCGGCCCUGUGGGAAGCGAUGGAAGCGGCCCCGCUCGAUUCGGACGAUGAGGAUCUGCGUGCGAAGGAGGUGGAUGCGAUGAGACAGCUUGAAAUGGAGUAGCUUAAUUUUAAUUUUAAGAUGACUUGGAAGCGAAAAGCAACGGCCAAACCUUGUAAAACGAUUGGUUGGAAACGAAACACAUGAAUUAUAUUUAUUUUUUCCUCAAGUCAGUAUUUUCUAUACACUGUCGGACAUUUGGGUGCGUUCUUGCGUCAUGCGUCAACUCUCAGGAGGAACAUCGGGGAUUUUGUUUGAAUUCGUGCGUUUGAAAAACGUUUAAAAAACGAAGGUUCGACAUCUGGCAGUAAGCCGGAAUCAUAUUCAAGUUCAUGCGGAAAAACAAAAGUCCAACUACUGCGACCCUUUUUGGCCUCUUCGAACGAUAGUGCCCUUUAAGCUCGAAGAUGGGCUAUACACCAUUAACACGGCACCUGGGCGUUACCAGCAGGUAGCAGGCCCGAUGCCUAAAAAAUUGUAAGAAAUAAGUUCAAUCUAUCUUCUAGUCCAUAGCUGUCUUCCUUCCCGUGAACACCUUAUUCUCAGUGCUGAAGCACCCCCAUAUAGAGUAAUUACCAUAAGAAGUAUGAUAAAAUCGGGUAAAAUAAAAGAAAAGCUCCACUGAAACGCACCACUGUUGGGGCUUACACUAA